Molecule: messenger RNA, 4667 nt
Organism: Pogona vitticeps (central bearded dragon)
Lineage: Eukaryota; Metazoa; Chordata; Lepidosauria; Squamata; Agamidae
Gene: SUFU
Product: SUFU negative regulator of hedgehog signaling
Cellular component (GO): cytoplasm; nucleus
Molecular function (GO): transcription factor binding
Source: RefSeq, a predicted model, not a curated record
GGCGAGUGCCGGCGACUCUACCCGGAGCAACCCAACCCCUUGCAGGUCACCGCCAUCCUAAAAUACUGAUUUCCACACAGUAUAAGCAGAAAAUCCUGAGAUUUUAAAAGCAGUAAUAUAGAAGAGUGUUACCUUCUGGAGACUCACAAGAGGCAGUGUGUGAACUCCAGCAAAACUUUACAAAAGUGAGAGAGGGAGGGAGAGAGGAAUAGAAAAAUAAACUCAGUGCAACAGGUUAGGUGGACCUGAUCCUCUGGACUAUGUCAGUAUGUAUAGGAACUUGGGAAAUCCAACACAAAAUGUUCCUGAGCAUUGGCACUAUGUUAGCUUUGGAUUAAGUGACUUGUAUGGUGAUAACAGAGUGCAUGAGUUUACUGGCCCAGAUGGACCGAGUGGCUUUGGCUUUGAAUUGACAUUCAGACUUAAGCGUGAAACAGGGGAAUCUGCACCACCAACAUGGCCCGCAGAAUUGAUGCAAGGCUUAGCCAGAUAUGUCUUCCAAUCAGAAAAUACAUUUUGUAGUGGUGACCAUGUAUCGUGGCACAGUCCAUUGGACAACAGUGAAUCUAGGAUCCAGCAUAUGUUGCUGACUGAAGAUCCACAAAUGCAGCCUGUUCAAACACCAUUUGGGGUCAUUACUUUUCUUCAGAUUGUUGGGGUCUGCACAGAAGAGCUUCAUGCUGCACAGCAGUGGAAUGGACAGGGUAUAUUAGAACUGCUUCGGACAGUUCCUGUAGCAGGAGGCCCAUGGCUAAUAACGGAUAUGCGACGUGGAGAGACAAUAUUUGAAAUAGAUCCACAUCUGCAACAGGACAGAGUUGAUAAAGGAAUUGAAACAGAUGGCUCGAACCUGAGUGGUGUCAGCGCUAAAUGUGCCUGGGAUGACCUUAGCCGGCCUCCAGAAGAUGAUGAAGACAGUAGAAGUAUAUGCAUUGGCACACAUCCCCGACGAUUGUCUGGGAAAGAUACAGAACAAAUCCGAGAGACUCUGCGAAGGGGACUUGAGAUUAAUAGCAAGCCAAUUCUGCCACCAAUUAACACUCAGAGACAGAAUGGGCUGAAUAAUGACAGAGCACCGAGUCGCAAGGACAGCUUAGAAAGUGACAGCUCAGCAGCAAUUAUUCCCCAUGAGCUGAUUCGCACAAGACAGCUUGAAAGUGUUCACCUAAAAUUCAACAAGGAGUCGGGAGCAUUAAUUCCACUUUGUUUAAGGGGCAGACUAUUACAUGGACGGCACUUUACGUACAAAAGUAUUACAGGGGAUACGGCAAUCACUUUUGUAUCAACAGGAGUUGAAGGGGCAUUUGCUACAGAGGAGCAUCCCUAUGCAGCACAUGGCCCUUGGUUGCAAAUCUUGCUGACUGAAGAAUUUGUGGAAAGAAUGCUGGAAGAUUUAGAAGAUCUGAACUCUCCAGAGGAAUUCAAACUUCCAAAGGAAUAUAGCUGGCCAGAAAAGAAACUGAAAGUCUCCAUCUUGCCUGACACCGCAUUUGAGAACCCACUCCAUUAAAGCCAACUGACACCUGCAGGCAUCAAUGUACUGUAUGCCACCCAAUGACUCAUGGGGUAAUUUAGGACAGUAGAAGCUCUUCCUGCAGAUAAUGUUAUGUUUCUACAUAACCACUGCAAGCAGAGAAGGCAUUACUCAACAGCAGUCCAGCCAGAACUGAACUCUGCUAAGACACCUGGCUUUCUUCUCUUUCAUCGUGGCUGAAUUUGGAACAUCCUACAUAUGAAUGAGUGUAUAAAUGAAACAGAGACAGACAAGUGUUUGACUUUGACUAAUCCUUGUAAGAAUUUUUCUCCUAUUUUAACUGGCUCCAGAAUUCCCUGCUGCCAUAGCUCAGGAUUUAUGUGAUUUUUCUGCCUUUCUUUAAAUACCCUUUUCAGGUGUAUUUACACAGGAUCUGCUAAUCUGAUGUGUUUUCUAUAACUCAAACAUUAUUUUGAUAGCCAGUCUAUGUGAGUCCUUAUUAGUUCAGAAAGCAUAUGAUGUAUAACUUUAUCCCCUCAUGUCAGCUGAGGAAGUACUAGUGUGCUGUGAUAUCUAAGGAUUGAGUUGGCCAGGGAUUCAUGAUCCCUUUGACUGAACUGCAGCUGCAGUGGAGUGGGGGUUGGGGGAAUUAGACUUUUUGAAAAAACCAAGAUAUUUUCAAUAGACAUGAGCACUUCAUAAUCAUUUUCUUGGGGAAACUAAUACAAACUAGGGCACCAUAGGUGCCAUGGUGGGCCAAUCCUACCCCCUAGAACUGGACUGGGCCACUUACUGAGCCCUGCACGACACUCGGCUAAACCUUGUUGUUGCACCAGUUGCAGAAGCAGCUCGGCCGGCCCUUCCCCACCUCCCCAUGCUGCCAGCCACUCAUUGGAUGAGCGGGGAGAUGCCACAGCAGGUUGGCUGCGGUGGGAGGCAGGGAAGGGCUGGCCAGGCUCCUUCUGCGCUUGGCAUGAUGGAGCGAAGUGCUGUGCGGAGUCUGGUAAGUGGCCCGGCCAGUUCUGGGGAAACGAUACAAAGUGCCCAUGUCUAAUGUUCAAUAAUAUCAGUGUAAAUGCCUCUUGUUGGUUAUUAAGAAGAAACAAACAAACAAAAAGGAGCAAUUAGAUUUGCACGGUUUUUCCCUUGAACUUAUUGAAUUACACACUGUCUGAAUUCAAAACUAUAUGCUUCCCUGCUGUAGCUUUUCCAACUCUGUGUACUCCCUUUCAUUGCAUCAAAGUCAUGUGAACUAUGGGAUAGUAAGAGGAUGUCUUUAAUUACCACUGCCAGUAAGGUUUAUUUUCUUUCUUGGUACAGCUACCUUUUCUGAUUUAAAUCCUGGUAAUCCAUCAUUCUUGAUUUUUCUUAUAGAUUUCCAACAAACAUCCUUGUUUCUGAUUGCAUAAUUUAUGCAGUUAUGUUUUUCAGUUGUAGCAAAAACAACCUUAAACACAAACAUGUUUUAAUUUGACAUAAGCUUUGUGGGCUUCAGCUCACAAUCUUGUGAAGAAAUGGACUGCUAAGGUGAGCUUUGUUGUUCACAUUACAGAGAAAUAGGAAGUGUUUCAUGAGUUGAGAAAUGUCUAUUGCCAUGAGUUUAAAUCGGCUUAAGAAACAAUGCUUUCCACAUUUCUGUCGCAUAUUUUUACUUUUUAUGUACAUUUUGGGAAGGUCUUAUUCUAACAGAUAUUGUAAUGGAUAUUAUGUCAAACCAUCCCAGAAUGGUUCAGAAAACCUGUAGUUCUAUGAACACAGAAUUUAAUUUAAAGAGUUUUGGCCUUUUUUUGUAACAGGCACACUAUAUUUCUAUGAGUUUCCGUUAAAGAGUAUAACAGUAUGCUUAUUAACAAUGGGAUUAACUUCCAAGAACCCCGAAGUGGCUGUAUCUCACUCACUCACCACUACAGAAAGUGAACUUCAUCACUGCUAAAGCAGAAACCUAUACAAUACUCCCCAUAUCCUCAGGUGAUCCAUUCCAAGAGAUACCGUAGAUACCUGAAACCAUCAGGGAACCUGUUAAGAAGAGGAAGAGGAGGAGGAUAUAAGUGCACAUGUGAACUGUGAGCUGGGAUGCAGCAGUGGUGACCGCAGGUAACUGAAACCUGCUGAUACUGAAUCUGUAGAUACAUGGGUCGUACUGUGUUCUGGAAUAAAUUGAAUUCAUUUGUGAAUAGAUAUGUAUUGAUUCUCCCCAAUCCCUUAAACGGGAAGAAAGUUCUCUUCAACUAAGUUGUCAUUCUAAAUACCAUGUCCUUUUGACACACUGAUCAAGAUAAAUUUUGACAUGAGCUGAGGAGAGUCAUACUGGAGUGUGUGAGGGUGUGAGAAAUCCCCCCCACAGACCUUCUGGAUCGAAAACUUUAACUGAAAAUCAAAUCUGUAAUUUUGCUUUUAAAUGCAAUGAGCCAUUCUGUACUCCCAGUGUUCUACCUUUUUGAUCUGAAUCUACAUGCUUCAAAAGAAAACAACCAUGGAAUGAUGGAGAAGGCGACAUCUCAUGUAAAUAGUACUUGGAUGGUGGACAUGACAGUAGUCCCAAGAUAUUGUUUUUUCCUGUUUCUCACAGCUGCCAGUGGAGCCCUUAGGACUCUUACCUUUUGCAUUAAGAUACGAGAUUCCAUGGGUCCUAAUCUGUUUUGGUAUUGAAGAAUUACAAAGCAAAAACAACCUUUGGAGUCAUGUAGUUGAGAGCAUUUGGGGAGGUUAAACUGUGUUGUCAUGAGCACAGCCAACUGCUGAUAUAAGCAGAAUUUACUAACAACUAAUGCCAAAUUGACUAAGCACAGAACAUUGCAGAGCUGAAGCAAAGCAACCCAUAGGGUGCCCUCGUGGAAACAGACAAGAAUUCCUUGUUUAUCACUGCAUUCACUUGGUGUGCUAUCUUUCACACUUUACUGCCACAUACCUUGUAUUUUUUCCUUGCAAAAUUACGGAGCUAGUUCUCAAGCAGCAGCUGAGAUGGUCAGCCUAUUCCUUAACCUGGCUGCUAAUAAUUGAAUCCCACAUGACUACUCUGUACAAGGGUAGGGGAGCUUUGCAAUAGAAACCUGUUAAACCAGGAGGAAAAUUAGGAUAUAGAUCAUCUUCCCUGAUGUCUAAUUUCCUAUGUGUAACUUUUAGAGAUGGGUGUAUUCGUAUUCGAAUAUCCCCGCACAAGUGGCGAUAAUGAGGGUCCCUGGGGCCGGAUGGU